AUGCGCUUAUCGAAAAUGGCCCGCCAAUUAUACAAGUAUCAAGAGAAGUUACCCUCCUUGCCCGUGCCUCCUCUACAACACACGUUGGAGUUAUACAAGGAAUCCAUCAAACCCUUUUAUAAAGAUGGUGAACGAGAUACAGAAUAUAUAAACUAUGCGGCAAUUAUUGAUAAAUUUGCCAUUGAUGAAGGUAUCAAACUACAAGAGAAAUUAAUUAAGUUUGCCUCAAAUAAGAGAAACUGGUUAGCCGAAUUUUGGGAUAAUUACGCUUAUUUGGAAUAUAGAGACCCUGUUUCACCUUUUGUCUCGUAUUUCUUCAACCAUGGAGACGUUAAAUAUAAGAACGUCCUUUCUAAUGAUCAGUUACUCAAAUCAACCUUUAUUAUUCUCAAAGUUUUAGAAUUCUCCAAAUCCAUUGAAGACGAAUCAUUAACUCCAGAACUUGUCAAAAAUUCCCCAUUUUGUAUGGAAUCCUUUAAAUGGAUGUUUAAUAAUUCUAGAAUUCCAAAUGCGAAACGCGACAUUAAUGUCAAAUACGAUCCUAAAGAGGGUAGGUUUGUAAUUAUCUUAUCAAAAGGUUGGGUAUUUAAAUUGUUCACUCAUGAUUCAAGAAAUGAUGAAAUUUUAUCAUUUAAUGAGAUUUAUAAUCAACUCAUUCAAAUUGAGAAAACUUGUAAUUUAAGGGGGGAAAAUCCUAAUCCUAUUGGUAUAUUGACUUCGUCAAAUAGAGAUGAAUGGUUUGAAAAUUAUCAAAUAUUAUCUUCAAUUUCAAGUCAAAAUGUUUCCAAUUUAUUAGAUAUCAAUAAAUCAUUGUUUGUUUUAUGUCUUGAUGAUAAUUCCCCAACUACCAUUGAGGAGAAAUCAAGAAAUUCUUGGCAUGGAAAUGGAUUUAAUAGAUGGUUUGAUAAACCAGUACAAAUGUUUGUAUCGAGAAAUGGAAAUUCAGGGUUUUUGGGUGAACAUUCCAAAAUGGAUGGAACCCCCACUUUGAGAAUGAAUGAUUGGUUGGUUGAAGAGAUGAAAAAUUUCAAACUCUCCCCAUCCGAUUUAAACAGAAAUGACAAUAUACAAUCCAUUGAAUUGAAAUUCGACAUUAAUGGAAAAUUGUCCAAAGAAAUCCAAAAUCAAAUGGUGAAAUUUAAAGAAACUGUUGGUUCCUUAAGUAUUAAAACUUGGCAAUAUUUUGGUCUUGGUAAAAAUGACAUUAAAUUGUUUAAAUGUUCACCAGAUUCAUUUGUUCAGAUGUUGAUCCAAUUGGCAUAUUAUAAAUAUACCGGGACUUUGAAACCAACCUAUGAAUCUGCUUCAACUAGGAGGUUCUUCAAAGGUAGAACCGAAACUUGUAGGAGCGUAUCAUUGGAAGCCCUCCAAUUUGUCAAAGACUGGGAAAACCCAACUGUCCCCGUGGAGAGAAAAUUGAAAUCCCUCGAUUUGGCCUUGAAAUCACACAACAACUAUAUCCGUUUAGCGUCCAAUGGUGAAGGUGUUGAUAGACACCUUUUUGGCUUGAAGCAAAUGGUUGAAGAACAGACCCCUAUAGUGGAUAAGUUUUUCAAUAACCCAAUCUUCAACUAUUCCAGUUACUGGUACCUAUCAACUUCCCAAUUAUCCUCGGAGAAUUUCAACGGGUAUGGCUGGUCUCCUGUUGUUCCAGAGGGUUUGGGCUUGGCUUACAUGAUCAACUCAGACUGGUUACACAUCAACAUCACUGCGUUCAAGGAAAACCCAAUGAACCUAAAACCGGAGGAAAUGGCAUACUACCUAACAGUUGCUGUCAAUGAACUAAAGGAUGCAUUGUCACAGAAGAAGUUGGACCCAAAACUUUGA
Messenger RNA from Pichia kudriavzevii, 1827 nucleotides. RefSeq lists its product as uncharacterized. Gene Ontology annotation, molecular function: carnitine O-acetyltransferase activity. The coding region runs from base 1 to 1827 and encodes 608 amino acids. The record is from RefSeq and is a predicted model, not a curated record. The transcript has a single exon. Gene Ontology annotation, cellular component: peroxisome; mitochondrion. Lineage: Eukaryota; Fungi; Ascomycota; Pichiomycetes; Pichiales; Pichiaceae. Gene Ontology annotation, biological process: carnitine metabolic process.